Messenger RNA from Glycine soja, 2937 nucleotides. Its product is annotated as U-box domain-containing protein 35-like. Gene Ontology annotation, molecular function: protein kinase activity; ATP binding. The record is from RefSeq and is a predicted model, not a curated record. Bases 481 to 2700 code for a protein of 739 amino acids. The transcript has 9 exons. Gene Ontology annotation, biological process: protein phosphorylation. Lineage: Eukaryota; Viridiplantae; Streptophyta; Magnoliopsida; Fabales; Fabaceae.
UGUGUUUAAAAUAAAAGAUCGUUCAUGUAUGUUAUUUAUUAAAUCUGACUUGAAAGAAGUUAGUGGAGGUCCUCGCCAUUUAGCCUAUCCGUUGGUGAAGAGGAUGAAGGAGCCUAAUGCUUGCUAAAUUUGGUUUAUCCUCAGAGCAGGGUUAUAUUAUAAGGAGUUUGACUCAGUUCCAGGAUUUGCCUACUAGUUGAUGGAUCGCAUACUUUGUUACCUAAGCGUGUUUGCGGGUGUCCUAUUUAUGUUAAAAAAAAUAAAAUGGUUCUGAUAGUAUGCAUUGUUGUUGGCCCAUAAUAGGAUGAGAAGAAAAUUAUGGUUGAUUAUCCAUAAAGUGGGGGGUAGUUUUCUAUAAAUGGUUGUUUUCCUCUUUGGGGGAAUUAGUUAGUGAAUGUUGAAUAGCGAGCAGGAGAAUAACUAAGUAUGCAGAUGAAAAGUAAUUGCAGAAUUGAGAGAGGCAAAAUAAAAAAAGAAUAAAUGUGGCUGCCAGGUACAAAGACUGCUUCAAUAAUUAAGAAGGGGGGAGGAAAUGGAUUGGUGGCAGUUGCCAUAGAAAAGGAUAACAAAGGGAGCAGACACGCUCUGAAAUGGGCUGCUGAUACUCUUCUUUCGAGGGGCCAAACUCUUGUUUUAAUCCACGUCUUGCACACCACCUCCCCAUCUCACGAGGCCAUAAUAUGCAAUAUCAACACCAACUCCCCAGCUGCAUCCCCACAUGUCAAUAUUACAAAGGAUCUUUUCCGCACCUUCCAUUGCUAUUGUUCACGCAAAGAUAUACAAUGCCUUGAUGUCCUUCUUGAAGACAUGGAUGUGGUCAAAGGAAUAACAGAAUAUGUCUCUUAUGCUGCAAUUGAGAAUUUGGUGCUUGGUCAAGCCUCCAGGCAUGGCUUUAUUAGAUUCAAGUCAAGUACGCCAAGCAACAUAUUAAAGGGGGCGCCAGAUUUCUGUACUGUGUAUGUGAUUUCUAAGGGCAGAAUCUCUUCAGUUCGGAGUGCUGCUCGAACAGCCCCACAUGCCUCCCCAUUGCUGAGGCACAUACAGAUUCUACAUGACGAGAAUGCACGUGAGUCUGAGAUAUCGUCUAAAUAUAACAGGGCAUCAAUCAAACCUUCCAGCUGGCAGAGUGAAUCCAUGAAACAAUCACAACUUGGCAGAAGAAUAAACUUGAGUGGAAGGUCAUGCAUGGACUUCCCCGAAUCCGACUCUGACAUAUCAUUUGUAAGCUCUGAGAGGCCCAGCAGUGUGCGUUCAUCCUCUGUUUUCUAUGACUAUUUUGAUCUUCAUGCCCGAAAUCCACGAACUUCAACCAGUUCAGAUCAUAGCUUGGGAUCAACCCGUAUGAGACCCAAGUUCUCUGACCUCAGUUCAACCGACAUUUCAUUUUCAGAGGAUAGCCGCCGAUCAUCAGUUUCUUCUUCCUUGCUAAACGAUGAAGCCGAAGCUGACAUGAGGAGCUUGAAGUUGGAGUUAAAGCAUACAUUGGAAAUAUACACUACUGCAUGCAGAGAAACACUAGCAGCACAACAGAAGUUAGGGGAACUGCAAAACUGGAAAAUAGAGGAAGAAAAGAAAAUGGAGGAGAUGCAGUUGUCCCAGGAAGCAGCAGAGGCAAGUGUGGAGCAAGAGAAAGCAAGAAGUAAAGCAGCAAGGGAAACAGCUAAAGCAGCAAAGAGAAUAGCAAGGGUGGAAUCGAGUAAAAGAGAAAGUGUAGAAGUGAAAGCCCUUAAAGAAGCAGAGGAAAUGAGGAAACAAUUGGACAAUCUAACCCAAAACGACAAAAGAUAUAGGAGAUACACAAUAGAGGAGAUUGAAAGAGCCACAGACAUGUUCUCAGAAGCAAGGAAGAUAGGGGAAGGGGGGUAUGGACCUGUGUACAAGUGUUACCUAGAUCAUACACAAGUGGCGGUGAAGGUUCUGCGUCAAGAUUCAGCUCAAGGGGAGGCACAGUUUCAGCAAGAGGUGAACAUACUGGGGUGCAUAAGACAUCCAAACAUGGUGCUGCUAAUAGGAGCAUGUGCAGAGCACGGAAUACUGGUAUAUGAAUAUAUGGCGAAAGGAAGCUUGGAAGACUGUAUGUUUGGAAAGAAGAAGGAGAAGGAGGGAAAGAUGAGGAGUUGGAAGGUAAGGUUUGGAAUAGCAGCGGAGAUAGCAACGGGGUUGCUGUUCCUACAUCAGACGAAGCCAGAACCAUUGGUGCACAGGGAUCUGAAACCGGGGAACAUAUUGCUGGACCAGAAUUACGUGAGCAAGAUAAGUGACGUAGGAUUGGCGAAACUAGUACCGGCAGCAACGGCGGGGAACGGGACGCAAUGCUGCAUGACAGCAGCAGCGGGAACAUUCUGCUAUAUAGAUCCGGAGUAUCAGCAGACGGGAAUGCUAGGGGUGAAGUCAGACGUAUACUCUCUGGGGAUAAUUCUACUACAGUUGUUGACGGGAAGGCCUGCCAUGGGACUGGCACACCAGGUUGAGGAGUCGAUCAAGAAGGACAGGUUUGGUGAAAUGCUGGACCCCUCUGUCCCGGACUGGCCUCUGGAACAAGCCCUCUGCCUUGCAAACUUGGCUCUCCAAUGUGCACAGCUCAGGCGAAAGGACCGCCCAGACCUUGCCACACUCGUAUUGCCUCGCCUCCAAAUCUUGCGAGACUUUGCUUCCCUUCAUUCAUCCACCUCUUCCGAUCAAGGGCCCAAUGAUCACUAAUCUCUUUUAAUCCCGCCAAAUCAUUUCUGAGUGUUCCAGAUAUCAUUUUUUCCACUUGUAUAUAUAAACCAAAAGAGAUCAAAGGAUAAACAAUUUUAAUUUAAAUGAUAAGAUUGAAGUGAGAGAUACAUACAAAAUAUAAUAUAAUCUUGUAUAAAUUAUUGUAUUAUAUCAUAUCUUUUUUUUAAUUUUGUAAAUAAAAUCACUGUUAUUCUAUUAAGCUACAAAUUAUACUGA